Bemisia tabaci is the source of this 991-nucleotide messenger RNA. RefSeq names its product zinc finger CCCH domain-containing protein 11A. Gene Ontology annotation, molecular function: metal ion binding. NCBI's taxonomy places the organism in Eukaryota, Metazoa, Arthropoda, Insecta, Hemiptera, Aleyrodidae. The record is from RefSeq and is a predicted model, not a curated record.
UGUAAACAAUAUUGCCUCCGCUUUUAUUGCUUUGUCCCGGGUCAUACGUGCAAUCAUCAUCUCCAUAGAAUUCACUUCUUUUAUCAUCUUAUUUCUCUCUCGUUCUUGUUUGUUUUAUCAGAUAGUUCACGGGUUUCUUGUCUCACUCUUUUCGUUCACGGGUUCACGAUCGCGAUCGCCUCACACUAUCGCACGACGGCACGAGACGUUAGGCGACGGUCGUCUUACUCGUUACGGAUCGAAAAAGUCUGAAAUUUUUUCGAGUUUGUUAAUUCUAACCACAGUUCUGUCUUUGAGUUUCAGCCAAGACUCGAGAAUCAAGCGCAUUUUCAAGAUGUCUUGACGCUUUUAGUCAAAAUUUGUUGUACCUACCCAAUCCACCUGACCAGUGCACAGGAAGUUUGCUUCCCAGAGAAUGCUGAUUGUUGUAGAGUAAUCAAGAGCAUUAGUUUUGAAGAACCUCACACACAACAUAGUUUUCUCAAGCUGUCUGUUUCAGGAGAAUAUUUCAAGUCUUUUCGUUUGUUCCUGCUCAUAGGUACGCUAGCUAAGUAGAAUAAAUUUAAAAUGGAAAGUGGAAGUCGGAAAAAUGAUGACUGCUACUUCUAUUACUACUCUACAUGCACAAAGGGUUCAGAGUGCCUGUUCAGGCAUGAACCGACUGCAUUAGGUUGUGAAGUAACGUGUAAUCUCUGGCAGCAGGGAAAAUGUAUCAAUUCUCAUUGCAAUCUCCGACACAUGCUACUAAAGAAAAACCGGAAAAUGAUACCAUGCUAUUGGGAGAUGCAGCCAACCGGUUGUACCAAACCACAUUGCCCUUUCCAGCACUCAGUACCUCGAGACAAUGUAGCAACAACGGAAGGUUUGAAAGGGUGAAAAAAGUGAGCUUCCAGUUUUCCACGAGACUACCAUAGCGGUUUUCAUCCAAUCAGCAAUAUACUCCUCUUUCCAUUUUGGGCAACUUGAUUUCUUAUUAACUAAAGUGUUCUGA